Molecule: messenger RNA, 900 nt
Organism: Polychytrium aggregatum
Lineage: Eukaryota; Fungi; Chytridiomycota; Chytridiomycetes; Polychytriales
Product: beta-lactamase-like protein
Exons: 5
Coding region: 1-900 (299 amino acids)
Biological process (GO): glutathione metabolic process; hydrogen sulfide metabolic process
Molecular function (GO): sulfur dioxygenase activity
Source: RefSeq, a predicted model, not a curated record
AUGACUGCUCCUAACGUUACCUGCUUCUUCGAGAAGGAGACGGCUACCUGCCAGUUCAUUGUCAGCGACCCUGCCACCAAGAAAACAGCCAUCAUCGACUCGGUCCUGGAUUUCGACCCCAUCCAAGCCAUCGUCUCAACCACCUCGGCCGAUAAUCUGCUCCAGCACAUCCAGAGCAAUGGUCUGAUUGUCGAGUGGAUUCUGGAGACACACUGCCACGCGGACCAUUUGACCGCUGCCCAAUAUCUCAAGAAGAAGCUUGAUGGAAAGCCCAAAGUCGCCAUCGGCAAAAACAUCACCGUCGUCCAGGAGACUUUCUCCAAGAUCCUCAACUUCCCCGAGAGCUUCCCCAAAGACGGGCGCCAGUGGGACGUCCUCUUUGAGGAUGGACAGGAGUGGACCCUUGGAAAUCUCAAGUGCAAGAUCAUCCCGACCCGCGGCCACACCCCCGCCGAUAUCUCCUAUCUGAUUGGCAACUCGCUCUUCUGCGGCGAUUCGCUUUUCCUGCCUGAUGUCGGGACAGCUCGAUGCGACUUCCCUGGUGGCAGUACCCAUGACCUCUGGGAGAGCAUCCAGAACCUCUUCAACACCCUGCCCAAAGACACCCCAGUCUACGUUGGCCACGACUACCCUCCCGGCGGUGACGAUGGUCGCUCCAACCACCACUGGGUCUCCACCCUGGGCGAGCAGAUGGAGUUGAACAAGCACGUCAAGGUCGGCACUCAUCCGGACGAGUUCAAGGAAUGGAGAAACAAUCGUGACGCCACGCUCAAGAACCCGCGCCUGCUUUUCCAGUCUCUGCAGGUCAAUCUGCGCGCUGGAAAUCUAUCGGAAAACGCCAAUUGCGAGCAAGUCUUCUUCCAUAUCCCUAUUCGCGUUUCUGGUGGGCUUUGUUCCUGA